Molecule: messenger RNA, 1434 nt
Organism: Aspergillus luchuensis
Lineage: Eukaryota; Fungi; Ascomycota; Eurotiomycetes; Eurotiales; Aspergillaceae
Product: putative MFS monocarboxylate transporter
Exons: 2
Coding region: 1-1434 (477 amino acids)
Biological process (GO): transmembrane transport
Cellular component (GO): fungal-type vacuole membrane
Molecular function (GO): transmembrane transporter activity
Source: RefSeq, a predicted model, not a curated record
AUGGCCACCUCGAUCACCGCCCGCAGCGCUGUGUCCGAAGAUGAGAUCAAUCUAGCCAGCACCAUGCCUCGCCUGACAGCCAUGUCCAUAGUUUCGAGUCCAGCUGAAGACCAUGCAGCGCGGAAUUCGACUUGGAAAUCCACCAUCAUCGUGGCGGCCUCCUUUGUCAUCAUCUUCACCUGCUGUGGUCUCAAUUUCGCAUGGGGUGUUUAUCAAGCCCUAUAUGAGAGCCUGGCACGGAAGCCCGGAACGCCUUUUACCGGAGCAUCGCCGGCAGAGAUCGAUCUGAUUGGUACCAUCUCAGUGUCCCUGAUGACCAUCGGAGGCCCUUUCGCGGUCGCUUGGGCGAAGCGCUUCUCUCCUCGCGUGGUCUCUUUUGGGGGUGGUCUUGUCUUCGGGCUUUCUCUCAUCCUGGCCAGCUUCGGCACGAAGUUGUGGCAUUUCGAGCUGACCCAAGGGCUGCUGAACGGCAUUGGUACCUGCUUGUGCUACAUGAUACCAGUCACCAUUGCCCCCACGUGGUUUACCCAUCACCGAGGCCUAGCUAUGGGCAUCAUCUUAUCAGGCACUGGUGUGGGUGGUCUGGUAUGGGCGCCCGCGCUGACUGCGUGUGUUAACGCCCUCGGAUUUCGCAACACCCUGCGCCUGACUGGUGGUCUGUCAUUCGCGCUGGUCGCGGUCGCUAGCGGUGCAAUGGCCUGGGAGCCAGCCAGCCAGCGUCGUAUCGCAAUUGAAAAUGCCUCGAGAACCAGUCGUGUGGAUGGUAUUCUGAACGUGCCACUGGUGGACUGGCGCGUUGCCCGGACGCGUCGUUUCAUGGCCCAGGCAUUAGGCGCCAUCUUUCAGGCGGCUGCAUAUUACACACCCGUCUUCUUCUACGCCUCGUACGCCCAGUCCCUUGGAUACAGUACCACAGCCAGCUCCAACUUCAUUGCCCUCAGCAAUGCCUGUAACGCAGUGGGCAAAAUCGUCAUUGGCCAUGUGGCCGAUCGUCUGGGUCGGUUAAAUGCUCUUCUGCUCACCACUUGUCUCAGUGCCAUCGCUACCGUUGCCUUCUGGUUACCAUCCACUUUGACCGGUCAGAUGGCGCAGUCGCAGGGUCUAUUUAUCACGUUCACUAUCCUGUAUGGCACCUUCGCCAGUGCAUAUGUGUCUCUCUUUCCAACUAGCCUUGUUGAGCUGUUCGGGGUACAGAAUUUUGCCUCCGUCAACGGGGUUUUGUACAUGGUUCGUGGCAUGGCCACCAUGGUCGGUACCCCGGUUGGUGGUGUCUUGGUCAGAAGUGCGGCCAAUGCCCUCACCCCGAAGGCGUACGAGAACAUGUCGGUACUGGUCAGCGCCCUGCUGUUUGCUGCCACAGCUGCAAUAGUCUGGGUGCGCUUGGAGGCAAUGAUUGGGCCCGAUGGACAUCUGCUCUGGAAAUGGCGACAGUAG